AUGAUGCUAUUCGAAAAUCGACAUUUAUUUCCUGAUAUCAUAUUUUCCUGUAUGAUCUGCUGCAAACGUUUCCAUAGGGUAUCUGUUCUCACACUAAAAAGCCACUCGUCGUUGGGCACAAAGUACACGUCUUCAUGCGGCCCUCCACAAAUUUAUUAUUUGAAACAUGUUAUUAAAGGAUUACUUUUCCGCAUUUAUAAACCGUCUAUGAUAUAUCCGUCGUCAAUCCAAAAAGGACAUUUGGUCCAAUAUUAUCUACCCAACAAA
Schistosoma bovis is the source of this 267-nucleotide messenger RNA. Lineage: Eukaryota; Metazoa; Platyhelminthes; Trematoda; Strigeidida; Schistosomatidae. The record is from the annotation of a GenBank genome assembly.